GUUUUCGGUCUUAGCUUGAUAGCUUCCCUAGCCAUUGCACAUUCUCGGUGGAGUUGUCACUGUGGAAUGUUGAAGCUACUCUUUGAUCUUCACCGAGUCUGAAACACACUCAUCAAUCAUCAAAGGUAUACACAUAUACGAGCUUUGAGCUGAGAUGAUCCAAUCCCAAAUUCAGAUCCAUCACUUCUCCCUCUAAACUCAAACUACCAAUUUCGCAAACAAAACCAUGCCUCCUCAAAACACAGGUGCUGAAUUUGGGAAACCAACAAAUGUGGAUCAGCAAGACGCUGGGGAAGAUGCUUCUAAGCAGAGUUCGAAGGCAUCGGUCUUUGUGAACACGGAACCAAUGCGGGAGGAGCAAGUUCAGAAUGCAGUGAAGUUUCUUUCGCACCCAAAAGUUAGAGGCUCCCCCAUCAUAUACCGUCGAAAUUUCCUGGAGAAGAAGGGGCUCACAAAGGAGGAGAUAGAUGAGGCCUUUCGCCGUGUGCCUGAUUCACAGCCGAGCGAGCAGACAGCUGGUGCAAAUCAAGCAAACACACCAGAUGUUCAGCGUCCAGCACAAUCACAAGCUUUGCAGCCAGGUGUAUCUGGUUCCGCUGGUGUUACUACUUUGUCGAGAACUUCCUCACGCUACUCUUUUCACUGGUCCCAUGCCCUUGUUGCAGUUGGGUUUCUGGUUGUUUCAGGCGCUGGAACAGCUAUCUUAAUUAAGAAGUCCAUCCUUCCGCGUUUAAAAUCUUGGAUACGGAAGAUCGUUUUAGAGGAAGAAUACGACCAAUUAGAGAGCACAGAUUCAAAACCGACCGUGGUGGAAGAAGUUUCACAAGCUGCAAAAGCAGCUGCAGCUGCAGCCGCGGAGUCAGCAAAAGCAAACCAAGAAAUUCUGGCUUGUAGAAGUGAAGAGAGGAGAUACUUUUUGGAUGUUGUUAGCCUUUUGGAUAAGCAAGUGCAGGAGAUGAAGUUUAUGAAUAAUGAAAUAAGAAGAUUGGAAGCAUCCAGUGGAGCCUCUUACUCAAGGCAAGAAGAUUACCAAGUCAAUCAAGCUAGCUCAAAGCCGGUCAUUGUAAAUGGGAAGCGGGAUUAUGGCCUACAUUCAGUGACAUCUUCAUCCCAACCUGCUUCUGUUGAACCAUCUAGUGCUCCCCAUCCAAAGUCAUAUAUGGAGAUAAUGGCUAUGAUCCAGAGAGGGGAGAAGCCUUCUAACAUCAGGGAUAUCGAUGAUUCACCCCCCAACCCAAAUCAGCAACCUUCAAAUCCUCGCUUAGCACCAAGAGCAAAGCCUUGGGAAGUUGGUCAGGUUCAACACAACUCUACCCCAGUAUUUCAGUCUCACGUAAAUGGCAAGGACUUGAAUUCCGGUGUCCUAGAUAAUAGUGACAAUGCUGUACCUCCGUGGCAAGCGAAAAAUGCCAGAAUCAGAGAGAUUGAUAAUGGAGUUGAGAAUAAUGGAUAUAACGCUGCAUCCAGUCAGCAGCCAAUCAAACGUACGUGGGUUCCCCCUCAGCCACCUCCAGUGGUUAUGUCAGAGGCUGCGGAAGCAAUCAAACGCCCAAAGCCACUAGUACAGAAGGAACAAAUACUGGAUGAUCAGUCAGUACACCAUUCUUCAGAUAUCUCUGAUAAGGUGAUGGAAUCUUCAGAACUAUCCAAAUCCGAAAGACAAAUGGAAGGUAGUAGUACCAAUGCAGUUCUUGGCUCUGCUGAGAUAUUGGAAGAGUCAUGAAGUGGAUUAGGUAUAAAAAAUGAAGGCAAAAUUCAUAGUUAUCUUGGUCCAUCUCAACCAUUAUAUGUAGUUGGGAAUACAAUUUGAACUAAGGUUUAGUCUUGUAUGAUAGCUACGUAGUCUGUUAUUACUCUUGAUUUUCAAUGAACAGAUUCCGAAGCAUUUUAGUCA
Messenger RNA from Arachis stenosperma, 1894 nucleotides. Its product is annotated as peroxisomal membrane protein PEX14-like. Gene Ontology annotation, biological process: protein import into peroxisome matrix, docking. The transcript is spliced from 12 exons. Bases 227 to 1723 code for a protein of 498 amino acids. The record is from RefSeq and is a predicted model, not a curated record. Gene Ontology annotation, cellular component: peroxisomal importomer complex; peroxisomal membrane. NCBI's taxonomy places the organism in Eukaryota, Viridiplantae, Streptophyta, Magnoliopsida, Fabales, Fabaceae. Gene Ontology annotation, molecular function: signaling receptor binding.